CAUGGGUGCACCGGGACGACACACGCUCUGGACCCUGUGCGUCUGCUUUGCGGCCCUUCAGACAAAUGCUUUGAGGGUGACCAUGAGAGAAUCCACGGUGGAAGUGGUCCGAGGGGAUUACGUCAUCCUGCCUUGCUCCUUCUUCACCUCCAGCCCCCUCUCCCGACUCAACAUAAUCUGGACCAUGGCUCCCUUCUCCAGUCCGGAAUCCCCCAUUCAGGUGAUUGUGUAUGACCACGGCCAGAUUAUAGAAGACCCCUCCCUCAUCGGCAGGGUGGGCUUUACAGGUAUCCCAUGGAGUGCAGACAUCAUGGUGAACGAUACUCACGUGUCGGACGCUGGGAUUUAUCGCUGCAUGGUCAACAACCCUCCAGAAACGGCAGAUCCCGGCAUAGGAGAACUCCAGCUCACUGUUUUAGUGGCACCAUCGCUGCCCGCGUGCCAGUGGGACGGCAACACAGACGCGGGGGGUAGCGUCACGUUGUCCUGCUCGGUUGCCGAGGGCAUUCCCACUCCGGAGAUCCACUGGGAUAAACUCAACCCAGAGGAAAUUUCACUUCCUAUCAACAUGGAGGGCGAGCUGUCGGGUUCAGUCCAGAUUGUCAAUGUGUCCUCACAAACAUCCGGCGUGUAUCGUUGCUCCGCUUCCAACGUCCUUGGGACGGAGAACUGCUACGUCAACCUGUCCGUCUUCAGCGCGGUGGCAGGGAAUUCUUCAGGCAUCCUGGAGGGGGUGCUGCUGACUUUGUCCAUGAGCUUGAUGCUGCUGGCCUUGGUGGUGCUCAUGACGUGGCUUCAUCGUACAGGCCAGGACGGCCGAUGGAGGCUCUCCAAGGAGGAGGAGGAUGAGGAGGGCUACAAUGAGAUCCGCUAUACUCCAUCCUUAAUGAAGCGCUCCUUUGUGUAA
This is a messenger RNA of Syngnathus typhle (broad-nosed pipefish), 907 nucleotides long. RefSeq lists its product as uncharacterized. Gene Ontology annotation, molecular function: ionotropic glutamate receptor binding. The transcript is spliced from 7 exons. Gene Ontology annotation, biological process: homophilic cell-cell adhesion. The coding region runs from base 2 to 907 and encodes 301 amino acids. NCBI's taxonomy places the organism in Eukaryota, Metazoa, Chordata, Actinopteri, Syngnathiformes, Syngnathidae. Gene Ontology annotation, cellular component: cell-cell junction. The record is from RefSeq and is a predicted model, not a curated record.